AUGCUUCCUCUCUUGAUCAAGAUGCUUCCUCUCUUGAUCAAGAUGCUUCCUCUCUUCAACAAAGUACUUCCUCUCUUGAUCAAGAUGCUUCCUCUCUUGAUCAAGAUGCUUCCUCUCUUGAUCAAGGUGCUUCCUCUCUUCUGCAAGAUGCUUCCUCUCUUCUUCAAAGUACUUCCUCUCUUGAUCAAGAUGCUUCCUCUCUUGAUCAAGAUGCCUUCCUCUCUUCAACAAAGUACUUCCUCUCUUGAUCAGAUGCUUUCUCUCUUGAUCAAGAUGCUUCCUCUCUUGAUCAAGGUGCUUCCUCUCUUCUGCAAGAUGCUUCCUCUCUUCUUCAAAGUACUUCCUCUCUUGAUCAAGAUGCUUCCGCUCUUGAUCAAGAUGCUUCCUCUCUUCAUCAUGCAGCUUCCGCUCUUCUUUAAGAUGCUUCCUCUCUUCAACAAAGUGCUUCCUCUCUUCUUCAAAGUACUUCCUCUCUUGAUCAAGGUGCUUCCUCUCUUCUUCAAAGUACUUCCUCUCUUGAUCAAGAUGCUUCCUCUCUUGAUCAAGAUGCUUCCUCUCUUGAUCAAGGUGCUUCCUCUCUUCAACAAAGUGAUUCCUUUCUUCUUCAAAGUACUUCCUCUCUUGAUCAAGAUGCUUCCUCUCUUCAUCAUGCAGCUUCCGCUCUUCAUCAUGCAGCUUCCGCUCUUCUUCAAGAUGCUUCCUCUCUUCACAAAGUGCUUCCUCUCUUCUUCAAAGUACUUCCUCUCUGGAUCAAGAUGCUUCCUCUCUUCUUCAAAGUACUUCCUCUCUUCUUCAAAGUACUUCCUCUCUUGA
Messenger RNA from Trichomonas vaginalis G3, 813 nucleotides. RefSeq names its product SLEI family protein family. Lineage: Eukaryota; Parabasalia; Trichomonadida; Trichomonadidae. The transcript has a single exon. The coding region runs from base 1 to 813 and encodes 270 amino acids. The record is from RefSeq and is a predicted model, not a curated record.